This is a messenger RNA of Ilex paraguariensis (yerba mate), 555 nucleotides long. The record is from the annotation of a GenBank genome assembly. Lineage: Eukaryota; Viridiplantae; Streptophyta; Magnoliopsida; Aquifoliales; Aquifoliaceae.
AUGGGACAGAGCUCCAAGGAUGACUCAGCCACCGCCGGCGAUGAUUCAUCCGCCGGCGACCUCCCCGAUUCCAAUUCAGGCCUCUUCUCUGAAGGAGAGAAAGUCCUCGCCUAUCACGGUCCUCGCAUCUACGAAGCCAAGGCAUACCGUCUGAUGAAACAUACUGAAGAGAACGUCCUGAAGCAGCAGGCCCUUGACAAAAAACAGGGCAUGGACAAGAAUGCAAAACCAGGUCGAUCGGCACAAACAAGGCCAAAAAGUUCUACUGAUGCAAAAAUGGAUAAAGAGGACUUGAAGAAUAACGUGGCAAAGGGGAAGAAGCGAAAGGGUGACUCGGGAGUUGAGACGGACAACAUUGCUGGUGAAAAGCUCGUCAAGAUUCAAAUCCCAUCUACUCUGAAAAAGCAACUAGUUGAUGAUUGGGAGUCCAUUACUCAGCAGGAUAAGGUCCUUAUUUUUGGGAUCAUUCUCUCAUCACGUAACUUCUUUCAUUUGGUGCUGCUUGAAAAUGAUUUUGUUGACAUUAGUUGUUAUGUAGAAACCACAGUAACAUAG